Molecule: messenger RNA, 901 nt
Organism: Misgurnus anguillicaudatus (oriental weatherfish)
Lineage: Eukaryota; Metazoa; Chordata; Actinopteri; Cypriniformes; Cobitidae
Source: RefSeq, a predicted model, not a curated record
AUGUGUAUCACGUGACCGGCGCUUUUCGGUUUGUGGGUCGCGCGUGCGUUGGUUCGUCCAAUCAGAGCGCUCGACACUGACUUGAGCAACUCUCCUCCACCGAGCAGAAUAACAUGCGCGCGGCAGAUGCUGAUGUUCAGAGCGAGUGAUCCUUAGUAAAUAACAAACAUGAUCCGGAUCGCCGCUCUCAAUGCCGCGUCUCAGGCUGCGGAUGAGCAUGAAGAAGCCUUCAGAAGCACUAAACCAAGUCAAACUAAGGAAGCUCAGGAGGCAGAAGCUUUUGCCCUUUAUCAUAAAGCUCUUGACCUGCAGAAACAUGACAAGUUUGAUGAAUCUGCCAAAGCCUACCAUGAGCUUCUCAAGACCCCUCUGCUCAAAGAGGCAGUGGCAUCUGAAGAUGAGAAAGUUGGACUCAAGCAUCCUGGACUGAUGUUAAAAUAUUCCACCUAUAAAAACUUGGCCAGCCUCACUGUACUCAAAGAUGAUAUUGACACUGCCAUGGACCUUUAUGUGCAGGUAAACGCAUGCUGUCAUAUAGACGUCUGCAGGACUGAGCAAUUAAAAGUUAAACAUCAAUCAAAUUUUUCUCAUGCUUAAAGUGCCCAUCUUAUGACUGCUUUUCCACAAGUUAAAUAGGUGUAUGAGUUCCAUAAAGCAUGUUUCAAAAGUUGUUUGCUCGAAAUAGCUUGUAGGAAAAGAUUAUUACCAGGGUUUAUACAGAAAUCCUUGAGUUAAAUUUACUACUUUUUACUACCUUUUUUACUACCUUCAGAAUAUUUUUUAAAACCAUCACGACACUGAAUUGCAAGUGUUAAUCAGCGACCUUUCUAUUAUUUACACAGAUUUUGACAUAUAUAACAUACAAAAAAGAAUUAAAGUGAAAAAAAUUCUUUUGACUGAA